Molecule: messenger RNA, 1238 nt
Organism: Raphanus sativus (radish)
Lineage: Eukaryota; Viridiplantae; Streptophyta; Magnoliopsida; Brassicales; Brassicaceae
Exons: 2
Coding region: 246-1016 (256 amino acids)
Source: RefSeq, a predicted model, not a curated record
AAGAGAGAAAAAAAUUAAAGAAGAGUCUCAAAUCUUAAUUUUCUAUUGAAUAUAUUUCUCAAUUAUUAAUAUUAUAAAUUAUGUAUCCAAACAUUCUCAAAUCUAUUAAAGGAUCUUGAAACCACUUCACAAGGGAAGAAUACCUAAGCCCCACUUGGCUCCAAUAAUUCAAAGAUCUCAUUUUCUCAGACUAAUGUCAAACAAAUAAAAUCUUCUCUUUCUCUCUAGAACUUCUGGAAGCCCUGAUGGAAGAAGCUUCAAUGAGAUCAUCUCAAGGAGACAUGGAUCUUGAGGAGUGGGAGUUACUCCCCAAAAGCUGUUUCAAGGAUCUUGAUCUUGAUCACGACGAGGAUGAUCACCAUGGAGCCAUGAUGAUGGAUUGCUUCCUCUCCCCAUCUACUCAAGAUCCUCUCCACAAGAUAGAGUCUCCUCCAAGAUCAAGAGUUGUCCCCACAAAGCUCCUCCAAGUUCCCAUAGCUUGGGAGCCCGUAUUGGAUCUUGAUCCCGAUCCAAAACAGACCCUUUUGAUGGACUCUGCUCCGUCACCAAGAGUAUCCUUCAAGAAAACGAAGGAAACUGAAUUUGCCGACAUGAAAACUGACCCACCAGCGAGGAUCACGAGUCCUGUGCCUUUGAUAGAUGCUGCGAAGCCCUCCGAUUGCGAAGGAAGCGAUGACUUGCAAGUGAAGAAAGAAAAUGAUGAUGUGACUAGUGAACAUGGUGGUGAGAAACUGAACUUCUGGAAGAUUGGUCUUAAUGGGAUCGGAGCUGUUUGCUCUUUUGGCGUUGCAGCAGCAGCCGCUACAGUAUGUGUCUUAUUCCUCGGACACAACAACAUCAAAGUCUGUAAGGACAAGAACCACAAGCUUAGGUUUCAGAUUUACUCUGAUGAUCAUAAGAGGAUGAAUGAAGCUGUGAAUCAUGCAACAAAGGUUAACGAAGCAAUCUUUGCAAUGAAAGGUGUUCCUGUCGUGAGAGCUCAGAUAUCUUUUGGAGGUUACUACGAUGGACUUUGAAUCUCAACCGUCCAUAAUUCUCUAUGGAAUCAAAUGGAUCAGAUCUAGUCUGUCCUCAUACCAGCUUUCAUAAGUUCAAUAGUUUCUAGCGUGCAUGCAUGGUCCUUGUCAUUACAUUUUGUAAAUUUUGCUAAAAUCCGAUAUAUUGAUAGAUAUAGAUCAUUGUAAAAUUUCAUGUAAUAUUUUUAAUUGUUGUGAAAUAACUCAAAUAUCUUUCUGUGA